GAGUUGACUGAUUUGUCAAAACAAAAGCAAAAGUGUCAAAAAUGAUCACUUUUGCUGCUUUCAAUAAUCCACUUUUUUAGCUGAAUAUAAUUCUAUAAUUGAUAAUUGCACUUUGCAGUUUGCACUUUCUUGUAAAAAAUGUUGUAAAAUUAUGGUUCAACCGGAAUUAUUUUUUAGAGGCCUUUGGCAACACGACCAUCUAUUGGGUGGCUUUAAGAUUUGUUAUAUUCUGGAAUUACAAAAUGUUGAAUGAUGAGGAAUCAUUUAUUGACUUCAAAAUACCCUCAGAAUGGAUAUACCGGGGAGAAGGAAAUUGUAACAUAGUAUUGUCCUUACCAAAGACAGGAAAAAUCCUUAGAAUACGUAAAACAAACAAGCCAAAUUCUUUGAUAGGAUGGCUGAUAGUGUGGAUAAGUGAUUUCAUAUUUUGGUAUUUUGGAAAAGCAAUUGAAGAUGAAGAGAGAGAUCUCAAGUUCUAUUCCACAGUAAUGCGUCCACUUAUUGGUAGAAAGUAUACUUCUGAAGCAAUGCAGGUGAUACUGACAAGAAAACAGAUAAAAAUAUUGGAGAAUGAACUAGGAAAAUAUAGACCAGAGUUUAGAAAACAUAAAAUUCUCCAGUAUGGAAGGGCUUCUAUUUUCAACGAUUUUGCAUUCAUACCUCAAGAAGAAUGUGACUACCUACCAUUCAAAAUGUCUGAAGACACAUUUGCAAUCGAAAUCAAACCAAAACAGGCUUGGCGAUCCCUCAGUGAAAAACAUUUUCCAGCAUGUGUGUUUUGUAUGAACCAGUAUAUGAAAUUAGGAAAUAAACGAAUUAAUACAAUAAGUGGAUAUUGUCCUGAAGAUCUCUUUUCAGGAGAUGUUUCAAAAAUGAAAAAUGCCAUAAAAUGUUUGAUUAAGGUUCCCCAAAAUAAUUUCAGGGUGUUUAAAAACGGAAUUUUGGUUUAUGGAGAACAAACUAAACCAGAGUUCUUCAAUAUAGUUCAUAGCUUGUUCAGCAACAUAGAUGAUAAACUUGACAGGUUAAUAGAUGAAUUUUCAGAAUUAGUUGUGAAAAGCUUGGUAACAAAUGUCAUGAAUGUUGAUUUCCCUGAUAACUGUGAGGAAAAACGUUUCUGUGAAUGGAACAAAAUAAUCCAAGAUUCAAACAUCAACAGUGUGUUACCCAGAGGCUGUGUAUUAGAAAAAAUUCUUUCAAUUCAGAUGCUUGAUACAGAAGGAUGUUCCUACUAUGACAAACUAUUGAAUCAAGAAAAUUCAAGUGACUGGAAAUACAUUAAUAAAUUAUUAGACAGAAUCGAUAACAAGGAUGUUUGCUUGAAAUGCAUCAUUAUGAUGUUAGGCAAUACUAAUCAUAGAGAAGAAGAAAUGGAUUUGGCUUUUGUUCCAUAUUUGAUUUCAGCCAUAGCAAAAGACUGUUCAAUAAUGAUAUCCCUAAAGAAGAUUCUUGAAGAUGUUUGUGAUCUUGAAAUGAAAAACAUCAUAAAAACAAAGUAUGGAAAUUUUUUAGUCAAUGUUGGUGUGUUUGAUCUAUACCCCAAGAGAUUAUCAUCCAUAAAAAAACAUAGACAAAGAAAUAAGAGUAUUUUGCAAGCAUACUUGAAAGCAAGAAAGUCUAAAUCAAAUGAAUGAAUAUAUUUGUUCUAUUCAUCAACAUAUCUUGUAUAUUUGUAACUUUCAACAUUUGUUAUGAAAGCAUCAAAUUGUGAUCUAAAAAGUCUGGUAUAGCAAAUUUUUUGACUCCAAAGAUAUCUAUCAAGUCAACAUUUAUUUUCUAUAAUUUCACUAUAGCAUUUUACCCAAUUACAAUAAAUUUUAAAUCAUAGAAAAUAAUUACACCAUGUGAAGAAAUCCAUUUGAAAAUCAAAUAAACCUGUCUGAUUAGAAGUCAAUGUCAAAUGAUAUUGGAUAAAAACUUCUAUAGCCAGUAGGUAUAUAGGGUGUCCCGAAAUUAUAUAGAUAGAUUUCACCCACAGAUUCUCAUAACAAAAAUAGUAAAAAAAGUGCAUGUAAACAUGAGCUCAAAAAUGAUAACGAAAUUGUGUACAUGUAUAUUACUUUUCAUGUCCGAUUUUGAAAUGCUCAGAUUUUUCCGGAAUUUUGAUAACAGGCGUGGGAAGUAGGUGGGGCUAGAGGCAUUUCUUCCCCCAACUAUUUUUUCUAGGCAAUUUUCGGCAGUUUGACCAGUAGAUAUGAAAAUAUCAUAAUUUUUACUUUAAAAUGAUACUUUUAUUUAGUUUCGAUAGCAAUCACCAUUUUCGAGAUAAAUCGAUUUUAGAAGCCUGCUGCAUAAUAAAAAUACAAUUUUUCUUGAUACCGUACCCGCCAUAAUGUUCUUCAAAUUAUUCUUUUCAUUGUUUUCCUUAUAUUUUGAGUCAAACAUCACAAGUAGAUAUUGGAAAAAGGGUUUUUCUAUCGAAAACUAAUUUUAGGGAGAAUUUGGUAAGAAAAAAGCUUCGGAAAAAACACUAUUUUUGUUACACAGCAGAUCUUAAAAUCUAUUAUCCUCCAAUGGUGAGUGCUAUGGAAACUAAACAGGAGUAUCAUAUUAUUUUGUGGUGAAACUGCCGUAAAUUGUUUCCCACCUAGUUCACACGCUCCCU
Molecule: messenger RNA, 2605 nt
Organism: Phaedon cochleariae (mustard beetle)
Lineage: Eukaryota; Metazoa; Arthropoda; Insecta; Coleoptera; Chrysomelidae
Source: the annotation of a GenBank genome assembly